CUAUAGCAGGCAACCGCGGACUCGACACUCAAAUGCCUUCAGCCAUCGUCAGCAAUGGCACUGGCCAUCAUGAUUCACUCUGUGAUAGGAGAAACGACACAUAUGAGUCAACUCUCCAAAGUGACUCAAUUCCUCCUCAUCCACUGGGGCUCAAGCCAUUAGGCAACCAGUAUUUCUUCACGGGUCGCAAUGCGAGGCGCUCAAUUGGGAGCUGGAGACUUCUGCCAGACGAGGUUAUCUCGCUUGUACUAGAGCAGUUUGAUGCUGUGGCUCUCCUGAAGCUUGGCCACACCUGCAAAUUCUUAUACGCCUUUUGCCACUCCGAUGAAUUUUGGAAGCCUAUCUUUCUCCAGUCACCACCACCAGACAGCAAGGAUAUACGAUGGCAAGGAUCAUGGAGAUCAACUGUUUUAGGUUUGUCCAGUGACCAAGGGACCAGAAUUGACUGCAGCAAUGUCUUUUCAGAUGUCCUUCACCGGCCAUUUGCCUGCAGUCAUGUCAUCCUUAACCGGUUCACCUCGCAUAUUCCCAAGGCAAACCAGAUCCGUCGCUUCGAGAACCUGACUUACGAUCAGUAUGCUGAGAAAUGGACUGAGCAGCCAUUUGUGCUUACCAAAUGCAUUCAGGAAUGGCCAGCAUAUGAGGAGUGGACUAUCGAUAGCAUGCUCCAGAUGUUUGCUGAGGUCGAGUUUCGUGCUGAGGCUGUUGACUGGCCAUUCGCAACCUAUCACACAUACAUGAAGAACAACAGCGACGAAAGCCCUCUGUAUCUCUUUGACCGGAGAUUUGCAGAAAAGAUGGGGAUCAGAGUCGGUAAGAAGCCAGGCGCUGCAUACUGGAGACCAGACUGCUUUGGCCCUGAUCUAUUCGAGGUUCUUGGAGAUGAACGCCCUGCCCAUCGAUGGCUGAUUGUCGGUCCUGAGCGAAGUGGCUCAACCUUCCACAAAGACCCUAACGCAACGAGUGCUUGGAACGCUGUAAUUCAAGGAUCCAAGUAUUGGAUAAUGUUCCCACCAGCUACACAGGUGCCCGGUGUUUAUGUUUCCGAUGACAGCAGCGAAGUCACCAGUCCCCUUAGCAUUGCUGAGUGGCUUCUCACUUUUCAUGAAGAAGCACGGCAGCUUCCUGACUGCGUUGAGGGUAUUUGCGAAGCGGGAGAGAUUCUUCAUGUUCCCAGCGGAUGGUGGCAUCUGGUGGUUAAUCUCGAGAGCGGCAUUGCACUUACGCAGAACUUCGUGCCACAGAGCUUAAAUCUUGUAUCAGAAGUUGUUUCCUUCUUGCGAGACAAGGCUGACCAGGUCAGUGGAUUCGAUGAUAAAGUCGCGGAUCCUUUUGGACUCUUCGUGGAGAGAAUGAAGAGCAGCUAUCCAGAAGUUCUGGACAAAGCCCUGGACCUGGCCGAUAAGAAGAUCGGGAAAAAACGUAAAUGGGAUGCUGCUGUUGGUGGAAUAGAUGAUGAACAAGAGCAGGAAGGAGGUGAUGGUUUCAGUUUUGGUUUCGGGGGCGAUGGUGAUGAUGAUGAUGAAAUACCCUAGAAAGACUCACCCUUUCUACCCUUGCAAUUCAAUCCAAGUUGGCGACUUAUGACUCCUUUCUUAG
Fusarium oxysporum Fo47 is the source of this 1599-nucleotide messenger RNA. Its product is annotated as [Histone H3]-lysine-36 demethylase. Gene Ontology annotation, cellular component: nucleus. The record is from RefSeq and is a predicted model, not a curated record. NCBI's taxonomy places the organism in Eukaryota, Fungi, Ascomycota, Sordariomycetes, Hypocreales, Nectriaceae. Gene Ontology annotation, molecular function: cis-regulatory region sequence-specific DNA binding; protein binding. The transcript has 2 exons. Bases 33 to 1535 code for a protein of 500 amino acids.